Molecule: messenger RNA, 999 nt
Organism: Sinocyclocheilus rhinocerous
Lineage: Eukaryota; Metazoa; Chordata; Actinopteri; Cypriniformes; Cyprinidae
Product: gelsolin-like
Exons: 6
Coding region: 1-612 (203 amino acids)
Biological process (GO): central nervous system development; actin polymerization or depolymerization; actin filament severing
Cellular component (GO): actin cytoskeleton; cytoplasm
Molecular function (GO): phosphatidylinositol-4,5-bisphosphate binding; actin filament binding
Source: RefSeq, a predicted model, not a curated record
AUGGAUUCAAAAACCAAAGCUGGUCCUGGAGGUGAGUUGCCUUUGAUAUUUGCUGAAUCCCCAGCUGCGUCGUUCAUAUGGGUGGGACGAGGAGCCAGUGAUACGGAGAAACGUGGGGCACAGCAGCUCUGUGAUAUCCUUGGAGUGUCGUCCUCCGAGCUGGGUGAAGGAGGAGAGGAUGGUAGUUUCUGGGACGCUCUGGGAGGAAAGGCUGAUUACCGCACGUCCGCCAGGCUAAAGGACAAGAUGAAUGCCCACCCACCACAACUGUUCGCCUGCUCAAACAAAACUGGGCGUUUCAUUAUUGAAGAAGUUCCUGGAGAGAUGACCCAAGAAGACCUGGCUACAGAUGAUGUCAUGAUCCUGGACACCUGGGAUCAGGUGUUUGUUUGGAUUGGUAAUGAAGCUCAUGAUGAGGAGAAGACUGAGGCAAUGACUUCAGCUGCCCGAUACAUUGAGACGGACCCAGCCACCCGUGACCCACGUACACCCAUCGUGAAGAUUAAACAAGGCUUUGAGCCGCCCACAUUCACAGGCUGGUUCCUGGGCUGGGACCACGACUACUGGAGCACUGACCCCCUGGAGCGGGCCAUGGCGGAGCUGGAGAUCUGAACUUUGAGCUGUCACCCCUGACCUUUAAACCCCACUACCUUACUGCAAGUUGAUCAAAGUUGCCCUUAGAUUCAUAUAAGAUGCCAAUUUGAUGCUUAUGAAGGUUUAAUCAUGGAUUCAAAAACCAAAGCUGGUCCUGGGUCAGUAUCAAAAGGCAAUUUUUAAAAAGAGCACUUUACUGCCCUUAGCUUCAGUCACCAUACGGCAACUCCAUUCAUUUAACUCCUUUUUACUUCUGUAUUUAAGUGUUUUCGUUCUGUGCUCAACAGUUUUUACUCUUGUAAAGCUUUUAGAUUGUUGUGCUUGGUCUGCACACCUUAUGUUGCUGAAGGGAUAUCUUUGUCAAAAUCAGUCAGGUAUCUUUUUCUAGAAAUCUUUUUAAUGUGA